GGUAAACAAACCUUGUCCCGCUUGCCUCAACGUGCGCUAGGCAAAACAAAUUUUGACAGCCGGGGUGCAAGGUUGGCAGCUCCCACCUUAGGUUUUAUUUUAAUUCAAAUAUUUAGUUAUUCUGUUAAUAUGGCAUUCAACAUAUCUCAACUUAUCCAAGCUGCUGAGUUCCUAGAUAGAAGAGAGAGAGAAGCUGAACAUGGCUACGCAUCUACGGCUCCGAUGCCUGAAUAUUUGAGCAAGAAAAAGUCCAAACCCAAGAAAUCUCAGGGAAAUAGAUCUACCCACAACGAGUUAGAGAAGAACAGGAGGGCACAAUUACGUUACUGCCUUGAAAAAUUAAAAGAUGUGGUUCCUGUUGGAUCCGAUACAUCACGCCAUACUACACUGGGACUGUUAACAAAAACCAAAUGUUUUAUUAGGAACUUAGAAGAUGGUGAAAGGAAAAAGUUACAUGCAAAAGAACAAUUAAAGAGAGAAAAGAGAUUCUUGCAACGUCGCUUAGAAGGAUUGUUGGAAGGCCAGUAUAGAGUGAGACAGGAAAGAAGUAUCAGUGAAUGCAGCACAUCUACAAAUUCAACUACCUCUUCUACUUCUGAGUCGGAUGAAAUUGACAUCCUGGGCUAUGGCAGUGCCCAGAGUGACACCGACGAUCACAGUAGCAUCGAGAGUAGUGGCAGCGAUUAUUAUACUAAUUCAAAACACCUAGGUUACAACGCCUCUUCAUUUGAGUCCCUAUGAAAAUGACAGGCGCCUUGGUUGACUGUCCCGCGAGAUUGUUAUACAGUUAACCAGGCUAAUUGUUGCUAGCUGGUAUUGGUUGGAUGUUAUAAUUUGUGGGCGGAAGAAUGUCGUAACAAUUUUGUUGUAUAUCUGUGUAUGAAAGGAAGUGAAGUAGUGUCCAAUUUUUGUCCACAGAUCUGUUACGAAAAUUUGCUGCAUGUUGAUUGACACAUUAUGACUGCAGAGGAAUGCUAUUUUUUUGGAGAGAAAGUUGUGUCUUUGUUUUAUCUGUUGUUAAUGUAUUAUACCAUGUAAUUUUUAAAAUAUCUCAUUUUUGUGAAAUUAAGGAAAAUUGAAUAGUACCAGUCUUAUGAAAAAUGGUAGAAACUGACAAGUUAGGAUUUGAAACUAAGCAAGCACAGUUCAAAUUCUCCAUGCAUGCAUACUGCACAGUUCAACUUUAUAUUGUAGGUAAUUACUAAAAAUUAGUUGCUAAAAAAACAACCCCACUGCACUUAAAUCCAUUGAUUAUAAACUUAAAUGUGAUUAAUGUAAAAUGGAUUACUUUCGUCCCUUUAAAAACAGUUCAUUUUCAUAUGGGAAAGCUUCACAUGCAGAUCUUUAUAUUGGAAACGAAAAUCAGAUUUAAAUAUUUCAUUCCAUUAGUUCAAGAACUAAAUACCAACUUAUUUUGGAGGAAUAAGCAAAAUGACAUCUGUUUAAAAGGCAGCAUAUCUUGAUUUUCAACAAGGAUUUCAUGGAAAUAUUUUCUUUAGAAUUUGAAAUGUUGGAAGGUUGAUGAUUGAAGAGAAAAUGAAUACGAGUGGAAGAUUUACUUUGGAUUUUGCAUGAUCAUUUUUGCGAAAGGUAAAUUGAAAAGGAGACAUGGGGAUGCAACAUGAACGCUACAGAUAUUGUUAUCUGUAUAGAUACUUUUUAAUGAAAAACUUACCCUAGGUAGUUAAUAACCCAUAUGUAGAUCUCUGUCUUGUGCACAUGAUAGGAAACGGUCCUAGCAUCUUAUUUUCAGGAAACAUUAAAAAGUAUUUUGUAAAUAUUUUUCAGCAUAAACAGUGCUUGCUAGUAUGUGAUCAUAGAAAUAUCAAGAAUACUCAUUUUCAGUCAUGCCACUUAACUUGUCCAUGAAUCACAAAUUUAUCGGUAUACAAACUCCUGGAGGAAUUGAAAUCAUCAAAAGAAAACAAGUGCAGAGAAUUUGAGAUCUAGGAAUAAAAAUUCAAAAGGUAAAACUGGAGUGCUAAAUAAAGUCUUGUAAUUCUACAAAAAGCCUGUAAAUUAUAUAUUCCACAUUUAAAGAUACCAAAGAAAAAGUUGUGCAUGAUGUUCAGUGUUCACUUGCGUAAUAUUAUAUUUGAUGAAAGGUGUAUGACCUGUGAAGUCAAAAAGUAUGAUAGCAUUGUUGUUCUUUUAGAGUUGGUGUGAAUUAAAAACUAUUUUAAGGGGUAUUUUUUAGAAUUUCUGUGGCAGCUCCUACUACAAGUAAGGAUUACAAAUGAUGUGUAUUUUGGUGAACAAUAUUCUAGUAAAAAACCGUUUGGAGGUCUUUGUAUCUUUCAUUUUCUCGUCCAUCAGUAAGCCAAAACCUGUCUGGUUUACAGUGACGGGUUGACAAGAACAUAGCCUAUCCAGGAAAUGUUACCAAAUAUUGAGGGGAAUGGAGGUAUGUACCAGCCUACCUGGACUGUUGUCAAGAACUUGUGAAAAUAAGUGCUAAUUUGUGAAUUAGAAUCAUAUUGGAGAAGUCAUGUUUUUACCGUUUUUUGGGAGAGACAGUGAAGUGAAUUCGCAAAAAAAGGAAGACCAGGAAUGUAUCUACUGAUCUCACAAAUAUUUUACAUUGUAUUAAAUCUGGUAUUAAUUUUUAUGUGCAAUCCACACUACAUUACACUGAGGCCAGGGGUCAGUUUGAUGAUUUUAAUUUUCACUUGUGUGAUUUGGAAAGCCUGUUUUAAUAUAUAGGUGGGGAUAAUCUACAUAGGUGGGUAACAAAUUUGUCUUUUACUUCUUGUUCAUCUUCUAGCAAAUUGUUGGGACAAAUAGCAAAAUGUGUGACCUCUUUUUAGGUCAUGCAAGCUGCCAAAAGUCUUUUCAUCAUUUUGCAAGAAAUUGGAUGUCCCCUCCUGUUGUUAGACUAUGUUAAUGUGUUUAUUUAAUCAAUCCUGUCUUAGGACCAAUAUAUUUAUUACAAGAAAAAAUAAUAUAUAGUAUGUUAAUUAUGUGUCCUUUGUAUAAUGCAUAAUGUCUCCUUCACAACUUUCUCAGAGAAAUGGUUGCGAGACAGUUACCCAGAUUCGCUUUCAAGGACUUGUUUUGGAGAUAGAGGGGAAGACGAUUUCUGUUGAAACUUUAAAGACUUGUAUCAUUAAAAUAGAUUGAGCCGUCCUUUUAUAUCGGAACUAUUUCCCUGUCAUUUCCUAGUGCCUUGUUACUUAACAGUGUAUUGACAUGAAUCAAUGUUUCUCGAGUAAACAAAAAAAUGUUUAAAGAUAGAAAUAGAUGAUGCAUCAUGUUUAGAAAAUGCUGAGGUAUUUUGUAAAUGACGGUGCAGAUUAAAAUAAAUAAAUCUGUUUUCUAUGAAAUUAUUCAAAACUUGUCCUUGACUGCUAUUAUUAACUGAGACAGGAAAAGAAACACAAAGUGGAGCAGCUAUGUAUUCCAGUGGAUAAUGAAUUGUGUGAAAACCAAGCUAUUUUUGUUUCAGUUGACAUGGGUAAUUUUACUGCAUUAUAGUUUAGCUACAUCUGUGAUAUGUGCGGAAAAGUGCAAGAAAAUUUGAUAUUAUCGGUCAAUUAGUGACAGAAUUUUCAUGUUCUACUUAAGAGGGUGGGAAAAUGCCCACCUGUCUUGAUAAAAUUCUUGAAAAUUAAGAUCAAAAUCUGUUUUUAAUUUAAUUAAUAUUGCCCUCUGGCUCACUUGAUCUGAUGUAUAAAAUUGUCGAUCAAAAACAAUUUUAAUGUUUUGUAUAUUAUGUGAAUGUAUUUUCUUGGGCAGACAUCUCUUGAUUUAAUGAAAUUAUUUCGUAGAAAAUCUGUACCUGCAUCUCAAAAACAAGUGUUAGCUUUAUAUUGCCCAACUUCGUCAGUUGGAAUUUGUAGCUUUCUGUGAAGUUAAAUAGCUACACAGAAAGCCAGUAUGAUGGUUUUUUUUUUUUUUUUUAUUAUGAAAGAGAAAUAUGAUCCCAUUCUUUAAUAUAAGUAUAAUUUGCCAUCAUUUGAUAAAGGAAAUGUGAUGUUUAAUAUCAACAUUGUUCCCGGUGUAUCUACUGUGAACAUAAUGAAGUAGUUCCCGGUGUAUCUACUGUGAACAUAAUGAAGUAGAUUUUCUGUAUGGUGCAUUAAAAAAAGUCACGCAAGAGUAUUCUAUAACUGGUCUAAGUGUAAAGAAUGUCGAAUCUUGAAGAAACAAUAUGCAAAGCAUAAUGGUGCGAAAGGAUAGCUCUGUUGUUACAUCAGGUGAAUGUGUAAAUACUGCUUAUAUAUAUUACACACAGAAUUUCACCUGUUUUUCAUUACAAAGGCAGGAAAUUAUCACCAUCAAGCUAAAUUCCAAGCUUGCAUUUUUCAAAACAAAAAGUUGGAUAAUUCCAAACAAGCCCAUUUUUUAAGAACUGUGUAAUAUGAAUUAUUUAACUUGUGAAUAUAUACCUGAAUGUUUUUGUUGCUUUUCCCGAAGCACGGAGAAAAAGUGACCUGCGACAAUUGUAAUUAACAAAGGUUUGUGUAAAUGCAAUUUUAACUUGUUAUUAAAUGGAAGUUAUUUAUGACAAAGAAAAACAGUAUGUGAGAAUUUUUCUUGUUUUAAUAUUUUUGCAUGAAUGUUGUUGCAAGAGGAACAAAUGAUAAAAUGUUAAACCAAAAUGAAAAAAAAAAUGUGAGGUAUAUAUUGGCAUGUGAUAAGUGUCCUCAAUAUAGAGUAGGGCACAGUCCACUAUCCAGCGUGAGAGAUGUCCAAUGAUGUUGAUAUACAAAGGUUAGAUUACUCACCUAGAAUGUAAAUCUGUCUUCAAAGUAUUGUUUCACUGUUCUCGACUGAGAAUAAAGUGUAAUGAAUAUUUUA
Pecten maximus is the source of this 4800-nucleotide messenger RNA. Its product is annotated as max-interacting protein 1-like. The transcript has 6 exons. The coding region runs from base 130 to 741 and encodes 203 amino acids. Gene Ontology annotation, molecular function: DNA-binding transcription factor activity, RNA polymerase II-specific; RNA polymerase II cis-regulatory region sequence-specific DNA binding; protein dimerization activity. Gene Ontology annotation, biological process: regulation of transcription by RNA polymerase II. The record is from RefSeq and is a predicted model, not a curated record. NCBI's taxonomy places the organism in Eukaryota, Metazoa, Mollusca, Bivalvia, Pectinida, Pectinidae.